This is a messenger RNA of Acanthoscelides obtectus, 2341 nucleotides long. Lineage: Eukaryota; Metazoa; Arthropoda; Insecta; Coleoptera; Chrysomelidae. The record is from the annotation of a GenBank genome assembly.
AAUGAGGUUAAUGUGUCAGUUUUAGAUCUUGCGGAAUUAUCUCCUGACAAGUGGUAUCGUAAAAUGAUACGUAAGGUUGAAAACAACCCUGAAUUGUAUCCAUCUUUUAAAGUAGAAAACAAUAUUCUAUACAAACAUAUUCUUUCUGAUAAUCCACUUGCAGAAACUUAUACUGACUGGAAAAUCGUUGUUCCAGCUCCAAAUAGAUCUAAAUUGCUCAAAAUGUAUCAUGAUGAUCCUACUUCUGGUCAUUUAGGAGUAUUUAAAACACUAUCUCGCAUAUCAGCUAUUUAUUAUUGGCCUAAAAUGAAGCAAUCUGUUCAGUUCUAUGUACACUCUUGCAAAGUUUGCUCACAAUGCAAACCUAGUAAUUUACCUCAAGCUGGUUUAAUGGGUAAAUAUAGAGACAUCAAGUAUCCAUUUCAAAUGAUUUCAGCAGAUCUUUUAGGACCAUAUCCUCGUUCUAAGAAAGGAAAUCGUUUUCUUUUAGUAGUUUGUGACUGGUUCACUAAACUUGUACUAGUUCAUCCAAUGCCUAAGGCAACUUCAAGCUCAAUUGUAAAAUUUUUAGAAAAUCAAGUUUUCCUUAUAUUUGGAGUUCCUCAAAUCAUCGUUGUAGAUAAUGGUCCACAGUUCAUUUCUAAAGAAUUUAAAGCGCUUGCAGAUUCAUACAAAGUGCAGAAGAUCUGGUAUUCAGCAAGAUACACCCCUCAGGUAAAUCCUACUGAGCGAGUUAACAGAACCAUCGUUACUGCAAUUAGGUCCUAUAUCAAAGACUCUCAUAAAACUUGGGAUGAGUCUAUUCAUCAAAUAGCUCAAGCAAUCAGACUUGCUAAACAUGAAGUCACAGGAUACUCGCCCAGCUUUCUAAAUUUUUACAGAAAUGUACCAGUUGAUGGAUCAUUCUAUGGAAAGAUUGCACCUGUUGCCAAUAAUCCAGUCAAUAUCGACCAGAACGUCAUAGAUCCAAAUUUUGUUCAGCAAAUUCCAGAAUUUUUACCAGCACAGAAUGCGGCAUUCCUACGAACUUAAUAGAAAUAGGUAUAAUCUGCGUAGACGACAUCUGCAAUUUAAUAAAGGUGAUAGAGUUCUCAAACGCAAUUUCUUUCAAUCAAGUGCUGCAGACAACUUUUGUGCCAAACUAAGUCCAAAAUUCCUUCCUUGUAUUAUUCAUAUAGUAAAAUCUCCGUUAGUAUACACAUUGAAAGAUCUCCAUGGUAAUAUCUUGGGAGAUUUUCAUGUUAAAGACUUGAAACCGGAUAAUACGUUGAAUGUUGAUCAUGGCAAUGGUAUUGAUGCUUUGCGUAAUGAUGUAAUGAGUGAGAGUUCUGAUUCGGACAGCGAUUAACUUUUGCUUUUGUGUAUUAUUAUGCUUUAUAUACUCUCAUAUUCUAAAAUUCAGAUAAAUUAUUCUUGCUUAAUCAUUAUCAUUUGUAACAAUACUCAUAUUUCCGCUCAAUCGAAGGGGGCGAGUUUUUCGAUCUGUACAUUGGAGCGAGUAGGUUUUCCUAUAUUUAUUUCCUAGUACAGAUGCGAACGGAGAAGAAUUUCCUUUGAUAAUGAAUAAACUUAUUUGCUGUAAGAGGCAGCUGAUUGUUUACUUUGGACAUUUGUCAUCGUUGAUCUUUCAACCUUUUGAAAUAUUACAAUCAGUCCAAUACAAAUAUUUCCGCUCAAUCGAAGGGGGCGAGUUUUUCGAUCUGUACAUUGGAGUGAGUAGGUUUUCCUAUGUUUAUUUCCUAGUACAGGUGCGAACGGAGAAGAAUUUCCUUUGAUAAUGAUUAAACUUAUUUGCUGUAAGAGGCAGCUGAAUGUUUACUUUGGACAUUUAACAUCGUUGAUCCUUCAACCUUUUGAAAUAUUACAAUUUGUCCAAUACUCAUAUUUCCGCUCAAUCGAAGGGGGCGAGUUUUUCGAUCUGCACAUUGGAGCGAGUAGGUUUUCCUGUAUUUAUUUCCUAGUACAGAUGCGAACGGAGAAGAAUUUCCUUUGAUAAUGAAUAAACUUCUUUGCUGUAAGAGGCAGCUGAUUGUUUACUUUGGACGUUUAACAUCGUUGAUCCUUCAACCUUUUGAAAUAUUACAAUAUGUCCAAUACUCAUAUUCCCGCUCAAUCGAAGGGGGCGAGUUUUUCGAUCUGUACAUUGGAGCGAGUAGGUUUUCCUAUAUUUAUUUCCAAGUACAGAUGCGAACGGACAAGAAUUUCCUUUGAUAAUUGUUAAGCUAAUUUCCUGUAAAAGGCAGGUGAAUGUUUACUUUGGACAUUAGUCAUCGUUGUUCUUUCAACCUUUUGAACCAUCACGUCAGUCCACCAUUUACAGAAUUUACAAGUCAUAAUUAUU